This is a messenger RNA of Paraphaeosphaeria sporulosa, 2897 nucleotides long. RefSeq lists its product as uncharacterized. NCBI's taxonomy places the organism in Eukaryota, Fungi, Ascomycota, Dothideomycetes, Pleosporales, Didymosphaeriaceae. Gene Ontology annotation, cellular component: cytosol; nucleus; mitochondrial outer membrane. The transcript has 8 exons. The coding region runs from base 206 to 2512 and encodes 768 amino acids. The record is from RefSeq and is a predicted model, not a curated record.
GCAUAAUGUUUCGGCGCAAGCCAGCGGAAGAUCCGGUGAGCGUGGAGGCGGUAUGUAAGCGUGGGAGAAGGCCCACCAAGCCUUGUAGUUCUGUCGUGUACGUUAGCUUUGUUCGGUCUCCAAUACCAUCCCCUUCCAACGCAAUCUCACUCCGCCCUCUCGUGCCCCUCGCCGUGCCCCUCGGACAGGAACGAGCGCGAGCAAGAUGCUCAAGGUCGGCGGAUGGCUGGGCGGCGCGAAGAAUAAGAUUACCCAGGGCCAGACGAGGAGCCUGAAUGCUCUCGAUGAGCUUACGCAGAUCGAGGAUGCGAUGUCCGCGGUCACCUAUAUCAUGAAUGACGAUGUCGACGCCGCAGAAGCACAUCUCAGUAAAGGCAGCUCGCCCUUCCACCAGCUCGGGAAAGGCGUCGUGACAUUCAUGAGGGCUACUCUAGGCUUCGAGCAGGAGAUUAUGCGAGAAGCUUCCGAGCAACUGUCCAAUGCAGAAGCCUCCGCAUACGAGAAUCAGCGGCGCGCUCACCGCAACUCCAGCGCGUACCAGUCGCCCAUAUACCCUGCUGGAACUGAAUACGCGGUGUGCCUCGCUGAGGCGCAGCUGAUGAGCGCAAUCGUAGGCGUGAUGAAUGAGAGCUUGACGGAGGCCAUCAAGAGCUUUUAUAAGCUGCGGAAGGCAUAUCUCACGUUGGAGAGUGUCUUGGAUGCGGAGAAGAAGUUCUUAAAGGAGAGGAGUACGAGUAGUCUGGGUUCGACGAGCUCGACGAGCUUGGCUGGGUCGUCAAGACCUGCUUCUAAGGCAUCCUCAAAAACUGGGAGUCCAUUUGUCGGAGCAUCUCUUGCACCGGAGACAACUGCUGCUGGUGUUUCGGGGAUGGAGGGUCCUGUCCAGGACAAGGAGAUUAUCGAACCUGUAGCAAUACCAGCGGAGAAGGGGAAGGGCAAAACAGGCCAGGAUGACGAUGACGACGAUUUUGACUUCGUGGAUGCGGAUGAAGAGCACGCAGACUUGGAAACCCCAAUGGAGUAUAUGGGUCAUCUGAAUGUGCCAGCAGAGAAAGGACAGACAGUAGAGCUGAACAAUACCGAAAAAGAAGUGAAUCUUGGGGCAAGCUCAGCAAAGAAUCUUCCCUCUGCGGACGAGAAACUAGACACAUCUGUCCCAGAUGCUGUCGAAGACUUUGAACAGCUGACCUUGUCGGAGACUGUGAAGGCAAACGAAGACGUUUCGCUCUUUGGCGACCACCCCGUUGAUCUCUUCAUCAUCUCUGGAUCAAAUUUCUGUUUCGGCAUCUUACUUCUAAUGAUUUCCAUGGUUCCACCAGUGUUUUCGACCCUCCUGAAGAUCGUCGGCUUUAAAGGCGACCGAGAACGUGGCAUUCAGAUGCUAUGGCAAGCGACCAAGUUCCACAAUAUCCACGGUGCCAUGGCCGGUCUUGUGUUAUUCAUGUACUACCAAGGUAUCAUCGGCUUCUGCGAUGUGAUCCCACGGACAGGCGAGGGCUCGUACCCACGCGAGCGAUGCAAGGCGUUGCUGGCCGAGAUGCGGAAACGCUAUCCCCAAAGCCACCUCUGGCUCCUAGAAGAAGCACGCAUGCUCGCCUCGGAAAAGGAGCUCGAGGAAUCCGUGGCCUUCGCCGCCAACACGAAGUCCUCCAAGCUCCAGCAGCUCGAGGCCCUAGGCUGGUUCGAACGCGCGCUGCACACCAUGUACCUGCACGACUACGAAGCCACCUCCGCUGCCUUCCUCACAUGCAUCACCCUCAACAAUUGGAGCCACGGGCUCUACUACUACAUCUGCGGCGCGUGCCACGUCGAACUCUACCGGCGCGACAAAAACGCCCGCCCGCACGCUGCCAAAGUUCACGCCGCCAAAGCCGUCGAGCACUUCCAGCGCGUCGCCGCCAACACGGGCAAGAAGCGCUUCAUGGCGCGCCAACUCCCCUUCGACGUCUUCGUCAACCGCAAGAUCGCCAAGUGGGAAGACCGCGCGAAGGAAUGGAAGUGCGACUUCAUCGACGCGAUUGGCGUCUCACCUCUCGAGGAGACUAUCUACUUCUGGAACGGCUACAAGCGCAUGCGGGACGACCACCUCGAUGCCUCCCUCGCGAAUCUCGCCUGGAGUGAGAGCGAGCAGAACCCGCACUGGGCGCGGGAAUCUCUCGACGAGAAAGCCAUCCUCGCACUGCUUCGCGCAGCGUGUCUGCGGAGCAAGGGCGAGACGGAUGCCGCGAAGGAGAUCCUGACCAGGGAUAUCAUCGCGCAUGACCGGACGCUCUUCCGGGGUGCUGGCAAAGACUCGUGGACGGCGCCGUGCGCGCGGUACGAGAUGGCUGCUAGUAUCUGGCGGGAGGCGGAUGCGGAUGGGCGUCCGGAGACGCGUAGAGAGAUAUUAGAGGAGUGCAAGAAGUAUUUGAUUGAGGUCAGUGGGUGGGAGAGCUAUGAUUUGGAUGCUAGGAUUGGGAUGAAGGUUACGACCGCGAAGAACACGUUGAGGAGGUACGGCAUUGAGCUGUAGGAGACUCGAUGCGUGCUCCUGAUUCAUUGGAAGAGCUAGCAUCGUAUGCCAGUGCAGUGCGGUACAUCUAUGGGUGGGUGCUCCGGGCAAGCGGUCAUGUAGAGGCAUUGUCCGUGGCCAGGGGGUGUUCCAAUGCACGAUAAAUGACGUCUCCGGUGUAUAUCAAGACAUCUAUCGGAUCACGAGCAGACCUAGUGUUCCAUUCUGAUCAUUGUGAAGAUAAAUGGAACAGCUAUCGCCAUGCAUCCAAUUCACCCACACGUACUCCCACACAGUAGCUGGCACAGAACCCUGACGUCUUGAAUACCUUUUCCUGUAGGAACUCACUACAUGAUACGGUUGGGAAAGUCUAGUUUGAUAGCCUAUCCUGAAAUUCCAUAGCCCC